This is a messenger RNA of Cylas formicarius (sweet potato weevil), 1352 nucleotides long. RefSeq lists its product as uncharacterized. NCBI's taxonomy places the organism in Eukaryota, Metazoa, Arthropoda, Insecta, Coleoptera, Brentidae. The transcript has 2 exons. The coding region runs from base 1 to 1260 and encodes 419 amino acids. The record is from RefSeq and is a predicted model, not a curated record.
AUGGACUCGUUGGAACGAACAUGGGACAGGUCGUAUUCAGAUUCCAAUUUGCUCGCUACGUUUUCUCCGAUGCCUAGUCCAGUUAUUAUUAGGCGAACCAUGUGCGUAGAGGAAAUCAUACCAAAUCUAAACUGCAAUAAAAUUCCGGGUUUUAAAUUUUCAACACUCAAUCAGUGGCAUUCUACUAGCAACAUUCACCAAAGUGAUAUCACUAAACAUUUGAAUGACGGGAUUUCAAGUUUAAACCUUUUGAGUGAUGAGAGUAUUGUAAGUAAGAAUUGCAAUAGUAAACCCUUUACUGUGGAAAACGAUUGUGUUCCCAUGGAGGUUGAUUCAUUUAAAGAAACUUCUCAAGAUUUAAAUGACCCCCAAAAUUCUGAAGAUUCAGGAAUUAAGGGAAACUUAAGGCUCAGGAAUCUUAAGACUGACUCACAUCCGAUUUUAACAAAUAUGGCAAUAGAACAAAGAAAAAAACAUUUCAAAAAUAUUUAUUUUACGGUACUAUUUGUGAUAGUACUUGUAGCAGCAUUCUCAUUCUGUUGUGGUUAUUUGACAAAUGUUAAUAUUUUCCAUGGCGAACCAAGGUACUUGAAUCUUGAGAAACUGGAAUCUGAGCUAAAACUUAAGGUCUAUUUGCAAAGAAGUGCAGUGAAUAUAAUUUUGAAAACCAUUGACAAUCAAACUGCAGGAGAGGGUAAAGUCAAAAUGUUGGCUUUUAUUGGUCCUCCAGGUGUAGGUAAAACUUUCGUUGCAAAUAUACUGAAAGCAAAUUUCUUAAGCAAAUGCGUCCAUGAAUUAUACAAUUCAGAUUUAAAUAACAAAGCCCUAAUCCAGAAUGUUUUGUCUGUUAUAAAUGUAAAUUGUUUUAAUUUGAUAGUAGUGGAUGAUUUGAGAAGACCCGAUACAGAUAAUUUGGUAAAAUUUGUACAAUUAAUAAGAGAUGAUUACAGUGUUCUGGUUAUAAGUGUGUUUUCCAAUAUCUUAGUUGACGAGAAUUUUAAUAGGAUUAUUCGAGCAGAUGAUAUUAUUGACAUUGCUGCAUACCUGCAAAAUUUUAAUAUAGAUCAACAAGUUGUUGUAUUUGACGAGUUCAGCAACGACCAGAUUGAAGAAUGGAUCAUGAAACAAUUAGACUUAAAUGAUGUUCCUACCAAAAUGCGACCUCAGAUAAUUGAAAAUGUAAUGAGGCGCCAUAAUUCCAAAUUUCUGGGUUUAAAAAGCUUACCUAGUAAAAUUUUUAUGGAAAUAAAAAAAAACUAGUCAAUAAUCAUUUACGACUGACAAAGUUUUCUACCAAAAAAUAAAUUUAUUUUUGUAUGUAUUGUUUUUUUGUAAAUAAAUUGUUGGGUGAU